CUUUCUCUACUCUCUUACAAAGCCCACCCAGAGCCAAAUCCUCACCAUUAAAUCUCACUUUUUCCCAUCAUCAUCAUAGCACAAGCAAGCCAGCGAGAAAGAGAUAUAGAAGGUGAACAAAGUGGAGUGGAAUUGCUUUGCAGAGAUCAUUUCGAUGAUGGAAAUGGCCCAAGUCGGUGUGCGAACCAGAGCUCGCACAUUGGCUGCGGCGGCGGCGGCUGCUGCUGCUGCAGCUACUGGUGCUUCAAGGAAGAGGAAAGUGAAUAAUCGAGAACUGAUGAUGUCCGCGUCAUAUAUUCAACUAAGGAGUAGCUCCAGAAGACGAGUCUUAAUUACGCCUGAGAAUUCAGUUUCAAUUUCACUUUCACCGGAAAUAAAUCCCGAUCCUCGGACAGUAAUUCAGGAUAGAUGCUCCAGCCCUAGCUCGGAUCAUGCCUCCGCUUCUUGUUGCUCGAGUUAUGGAUCAAGUGAUCAAAGAAUUAAUAAAUUAGCAGAUCUGGAGGCAGUGACUGCGAGCGUUGAAGUUGAAACGUCGGUGUAUUUUAGCCGUGGCGAAAGAAGAGAAGCUACGCCGUCAAGCCAACUUCAAGCGGAAUCAUCAGACGAACUGGAAUCGACGGCGAGACCAUUAUCGAAGGCGAAUUCUCGCCGCAGAUCAACGGCUGAGAAGAUGCCAACGGAGUCUGAACUCGAUGAAUUCUUCGCAGAAGCCGAGAAGAAUAUCCAAAAACAAUUUGCAGACAAGUAUAACUACGAUAUCGUCAAGGACGAGCCACUGGAAGGACGGUACGAGUGGGUGCGAUUAAAGCCGUAAAGGGAACCAAAAGAAGAAUCAGAAACAAUUAAUGGCUUCUCAUCUCUGAUGAAUUUAUCAUGUCUUUAGGUACUGCGACUUCUAAUUUAAUUUCCUAGAAAACUAGCCAUAUCUUCCUCUAGGUUUCUUCUUCUUCUUCUUCUUCUAUUGUUUCUUCCUCUCUUUGUGGUUUAAUGUACAGCUCUCUCUCUCUCUAUUUAUAAGUUAGAAUUAUUAGAAGCUGAGGCUUCUGUUUGUUCUUUUGUACUAAGUUUAUACGGAGAAUGCUUCUUCUGCAACGAAGAGAAAAUUUGCAGAAAUUGCAAAAUCCACUUAGAGAAGAGCAAACAGUUAAAUAACGAAAGUUAACUUUCGAUUCUUAAAAUUUCAUACUUUAAUGCUAA
Molecule: messenger RNA, 1197 nt
Organism: Manihot esculenta (cassava)
Lineage: Eukaryota; Viridiplantae; Streptophyta; Magnoliopsida; Malpighiales; Euphorbiaceae
Product: cyclin-dependent kinase inhibitor 7
Exons: 4
Coding region: 155-814 (219 amino acids)
Biological process (GO): negative regulation of cyclin-dependent protein serine/threonine kinase activity
Cellular component (GO): nucleus
Molecular function (GO): cyclin-dependent protein serine/threonine kinase inhibitor activity
Source: RefSeq, a predicted model, not a curated record